Messenger RNA from Paramuricea clavata, 10189 nucleotides. The record is from the annotation of a GenBank genome assembly. Lineage: Eukaryota; Metazoa; Cnidaria; Anthozoa; Malacalcyonacea; Plexauridae.
AGAUCUUGUCGAGAACAUUCUCAACGCGAUUAACAAUGAGUUCAGAACCAGGAGACAGGUACGUAUCUCGUUUAGUGCAUAUUUAUAGUAGUAUUAUAAAGCAGCUUGAUUUUUUAUGUGUUUUCUGUGAAUAAAAACGCUAAAGAUUCUCAAAAAAGCGCUGGUCUCUCUUCAUUUAUUUUCAUAGUAAAUGGACCUUAGAAGUGCCUACGUCACGUAAUUUCGAAAGAAUGAAUUAUUGACCCAUGAGUAUCCCACAAUGCACUGUGCAUUCCACAAGUCCUGCGUAUUAAAAAUUUCGUGACGUAAGCACUUCUAAGGCUUAUUGUCGUAUUUAUUGUAUCCAUUCUCUCAUUCUAAAUAGGUUGUUGGGAAGCUAAUCACACUCGGUUUGGUUGAAAAUAAAGAGAUUUUAAAAAAGUAAGUUUUUUUAUGAAUGCAAUGAUUGUGGUGUAUGUACUCGGGUGUGGUUUGUUAAGCCAGUUUUCCAUUCAACCGUACCGCACCGAAACGUACUGGUGAGCAUGCGUAGAUUGAAAAGAGGUUAAUAAAUCCACGUACUUCCGGGUGUAUUCGCGUAUCAAAAUGAAAAGUUCGUCGCAAGUCAACUUUUUCGCGUACUAUGGAAGUAUUAACCAAUCAACAAUCACUAAAUUUUGAAAUUUAAACAUUUUUUAUACGUUUCGGUACGAUACGCUUGAAGUGGAAAACUGGCUUAAGUCCAAUGCUCUACCAACCGAACUAGCAGGUGAACUAGUAUGUGAUAUACGAGGUUAAGACUUGACUUCCUAGUUCAAUUGGUAGAGCACUGGACUAGCGAGCCAAACAUCGCGGGUUGGACUCCAGCAAACUUUUCAGCUUGCCAGGUGUGGACAUGUUCAGAGUGACAUCAUCUCAAGAACGUGUUUUUUGUUUGAAUGAAGCCUCUCUUCAUUUGAUUGCUUAUAGGACUUCCACCUCCGUGCACAUUACGGUAUGUAUAAUAUGAAGCUUGUACUUCUUAUUGUUUAGAAAACCUGUGAACAAAAAUGCGUGGCCUGAGGAAGAACAAAACGAACUACGUAAUUUGUUUGAAGAGUUCAAGGAUAGUGAAGGUGUGGUAUAUGUAUUGCACAUCAUGACUCAUUUGUUGGUGCACAUAUACCAUACUUAAGAAACAAGUUUUGUUUCAGCUAAAUUAUUUCGAUUCUAUGUAGAUAUUGUUGGUGGUAUUUUGAUGAGUAUGACCAACAAAACUCGAUCAAGACGACAGGUAAAGUAUUUUUGUAGAAAUCAGAAUUUGACUUGCAUGUUUAGUUCAGUUUGAAAUCGCAGUGGAAGUGUUAAAACGCUGCAUGGGAAGUGAAUUUUGCACUUCGUAAGGUGUGUUUAUACUGUAUAAUUAAGUGGUAUAAGAGUAGAUUUGAUUGGAAUGAUUAGGCUGGAUUAGAAUUGGGUUAGGACUUUAAUCGAAUAAGGAAUGAGUUAAGGCUAGGUGCAUGGUCGGCUGGAAAAUUAUUCGGAUUGUACCCGACCAAAUGUGAAUGACAUCAGACUGAGUUGAGACAGAAAGCAUGUGCUCACCACGAGGUUCAAUGCCUUGGAUUCCAGUUAUCUGGUUAUUAUACAACUUAUGUAAGUAAUAAUUAGAGAACUGGAAUACGUUUCAUGAUUCGAGAUUAGUUAUCAUAUUUUAGCUUGAUUUAGACAUGUUAGAAUAUCCCUAUAUGUACAUUUGCAUUUUUUCAUUUAUUGUAUUGUUAUACCUUUAAACUCUUCUCAGGUUAUAAAUCAACUGGUGAAGCUAAACAUUGUUGAAGACCGCAGUAUACUUCGGAAGAAACGUGCCAAGAAACCAAGGAAACGAAACAAUGAGUAUGAGGUACCAUAGAAUUCUGAAGAAUAACGUUUGGAUUUAGUGGCACUAGUUUUAUUAUGAGCCGCUUCUUUCUCGGGUGGGGGAGUUUAGGUGUGUUACAUGGUAAUCCUGUAGUUUUGGAAACGCCAUGUAUACAGAUUAUUUUUCGAAAGCUAUAUAGAAAGCUUUCGAUCCGUAAGCGCCGAUCUUCAUACAGAUAUUAUUAGCAUUGAAGAAGAUCUGGGCUUACGGAUCGGAAGCUUUGCAGUAAUAAAUUUACGUGGUGUUUCCACAAACCAAAACGUAUAGCUUAAUUGCAUGUGUUUCAUGUUUUAACACCACAUACAUGUAGUUCUAAAUUGGUAAUGCAUGGCCUAACAGUUGUAAAGAGUUCUAAUAAUCCAGCGUAAGAGUUCUAAAUUGAUAAUGUAUGAGUAUUUUGCCAACAUUAAACUUCUUAAUUUCUUUAUUCGAACUAGGAAAAAGAUGGUGGUAGUGACGAAGGUACUGUUAGUAGUUCUUUUGUAACAAGCCAUGCAUCUCUCGUACUAUUAAUCCCUACACAGCAAAAAAUCACUUUCUUAUUUUAAGAAAAAAAAAACUUAUUUUAAGAAAAUUUUCUUAAAAUAAGUCCAAAUUUUCUUGGGAGACUGGUAAGAAAAUUUUCUUACUAAUUUUCUUAAGAAUUUUUUUCUUAAGAAAAUCAUCAGAUUUUUCUUAAAAUAAGAAUACCAAUUUCUUAUUUUAAGAAUAUUUUUUCCUUUAAAAUUUCUUAUUUUAAGAAAAUUUUCUUAAAAUAAGUCCAAAUUUUCUUGGGAGACUGGUAAGAAAAUUUUCUUACUAAUUUUCUUAAGAAUUUUUUUCUUAAGAAAAUCAUGAGAUUUUUCUUAAAAUAAGAAUACCAAUUUCUUAUUUUAAGAAUAUUUUUUCUUUAAAAUUUCUUAUUUUAAGAAAAUUUUCUUAAAAUAAGUCCAAAUUUUCUUGGGAGACUGGUAAGAAAAUUUUCUUACUAAUUUUCUUAAGAAUUUUUUUCUUAAGAAAAUCUUAAGAAAAUCAUGAGAUAUUUCUUAAAGUAAGAAAACUCAAUUCUUAUUUUAGGAAUAUUUUCUCUUUAAAAUUUCUUAGUUUAAGGAAGAGAUAUAUUAUUUUUAUUUUAUAAGGACCAACAAGUUAUAGUACUGAUAUAUCGAUUAUAGACUGGAAGCAAUUAUAAAGAAUACAUGGCACCUUGCAUGCAAUAGUUUAUAUUGUAUAUAAAAGUUCAACUUCUACACCACAUGAUAUUCAUCAUACAGUACAUACUGUAUUAGUACCAGCUUAUUGCAUAUCAACUUUGAAACUCUGGUAGCUUGUCAUCGUCGACUUAAACAAAUUGGCAAUGUCUUGUGGCACAUUUGUGUCUUAAAAAUCUAAUGCUGAAAAACAUUCAAACCAAUUUCCUGCAUCCACGGAUAAUCAAAAUCCAGAAGGUAGAAACUGGCAAGAACUAAGAAGUGCAAGUACUGCCUCAUUCAAAUUGGACAUCUCCAUGAUAUCUCAUAUGUAUUGUUUCACGUUUUAAAACACUGAAGACUUUCACAAUCACAUUAUUUGUAUGAAGGUGAAUUUGUGUGCGAUGACUGAUGAGGAUAUAAAGUGACUGGUCAACAGGGAUUUUUGGCCGGUCAUGGACUGUUGACUGGCCAUUAUCUUGAGCCCGGGAUGCAUGCAACAAGGACAAGUUACCUAGCUGCUGGUAUAUACUGUAUCAAACAAUUAAAUAAAUUAAUGGAGAGAGUAUAGACAGUACAUAUACACAUGCCAAAUUCAAUGUUCUACUCUAAAUCAGCCUUGAAUUUUCGGAAACUUUUUAGUGCUGACUGAAAUAAACCAGCAACCUCUUGAGGCACAUUAAUAUCUUGAAAUACAUAAUGCUGGGGAACAAUUAAUCCAAUCUCCAGAAAGUGUGGAUAAUCAAAAACUAAACGAUAACAACUUGCCAGCACUGCAGUGCUUCAUUCAGCUCUGUUACGUCCACUUCCGCCAGAAUUCUCUUUCCAACGAUAACACUGUAGGUAACAUUUCGUCUUUUCCACCAAGAGGACAGGUACAUUACCAGAACGUUUGGAGCACCAAACUUCAUGAUCUUCGUUAUCCUAACAAAGAAUUACAUGGAUGUACAGUAUGCAUGAUAUAUGAUUAAUUACAUAGUCAUUUAAAUAUAAAGUAAAAAUAAAAUAGACUUUCACAUUGGCUGUGAACAAAACAGACUUAAGACCCUCCUCCACUCAUGGCAAAAACCAACUCGCAAGCUAGCUGCAAGAAAUGUUAUCCAAUCACAAUGCUCAACAGUUUAUUUCAAUCAGAUGGAAGCAGUCACAGCAGGCUGGUCACCUGGUUUUGCAAUGAGUGGAAAAGAGCUUUUAAAUUGAAGAUGUGAACAUCAAGACAAGGCGAAUUACUGCAUGGUGGACAGAUCUGGAAGCUAAAUAAACUGUAAUAUUUUCACACCAUCACACAUCCUGAACAGGGCCGUAUACAGCGGGGAGGGGGGGGAGGGGUGGAGGACGGUAGCUGCCCCCAAAGAAAACUAUAUUUACGAUUUUUAGAAUGUCAUUAUUAAUUAUUCUUUGGAUAUUUGGGAUUUUUUCAGCAUAUAGGCCUUACUGCCCCCUGGUGAAAAAUUCUUGCGUAUGGCCCUGAUCCUGAAUCUAAAUCUGUCUAAUAUUGCAAAAGUUCACUCAGUAUAUAAUUAUGCUAAUUAACCUAUGCCUAAAACUUUCUAUAACCCAGGAAAAUGACAUGGAUGCAAUAAAUCUGUAAGGGUGAAUUUACCAAUUUAUUUUCAUAAUUACAAACUUUUAGUGCUUGGACUUCUUUCCAGAGCUGAAUAUUCCAUGCAAAUUUUGAAAAUUAUGUAUGAUCUUAGAAUCUAUAAAAGAUCAACGUGUAUUCAAUUCAAAGCAAAACAGGAAUGGAUAAACUUGGCCGAAUUAGCCCAGAUAUUAUUUCUCUCCCCUCAGUUGGAAAUAAGUAGGCAUAUUAAGAAAUAAGACGUUAGUGAUAUUAACUCAUUUAACAGACCUAUAGCAGUUUGCCAAAUAAACAUAAACUUCCUUUUUCUUGCCAAUAAUGCAGGGGGAAUUUCUUGUUAGUUUGUGGGAUAGCCUGUCCUGUGUGUUGCAAUUCACACAGAAACUAGCCAGCUAGACUGCCGGAUAGUUGAGGCCUGUAAAUAUAAAGUCGAGUGAGUUAGCCAUGCAAGCAAGGCAAAUUACUGUUUGUAUGGAAUUGGCUUAGGCCAUAUAAAAUAAAUUCCUUGAUUCUCAUCACCGCCCGACUGUAUUUUAAGAGCCGCGUGAAAUUUUUUUUAUAUUUUGUUAUACAAUAUAAAUGAACCGCCAGACAAAAUAUUUCAAGACAGUUAAGUUUUUUAUAUUUAAAAUUGGGUUUUUAGUGCCAUUUUAAACUGCCAAUUUCAAACAAAUCGAACCUUUGGAAAGAAAUUUCAUUACAUUUUAACGGAACUUCGCAUCCAGUUCAAGGGUUGAGUCAUUGUUCGUGGAGAAAUAUGUUCAUUUUGGUUUGUGACACUUCACUUUGGAAAUCACAGAAAUAUUAAAUGUUAGGAAUUAUUUUUUUAUUUAUUGAUGAUAAAUUAUAUAAAUAUAAAAUAUAAACCUCCCGGCUCUUCAACGUUUUCAAAUUCUAGUGAUGAGAAUCAAGGAAUUUAUUUUAUGUGGCCUUAUAUAGCAUUUGCUAAGCAAAUUCCAUAUAAACAGAAACUUAGCAUUAAAUUUGUGCAAAACACAAAGUAGCUUAAUUAAAAGAUUUAAAAUCAUUACAUACAAAAUAUAAUGAUAAUACAAGAAUUAAUGCCAAGAAAUUCAGGAAAGCUGAUAUCUAAUGAUUCAUAUUUAUUUGUAAGCUAUUAUUUUAAAUGCAAGACAAAUUUCUACCUUUCCUGAGUAAAGUGUUUACAUGGAUUGUAAACUAAGUCAUUUCACCUGGGCAAGAUUUUGUGUCUUUCUGCCAGAACUUGUCAUAUAAACUCGCCUUGCUGGGUAACUUGCCUCCAUUUAAACAGGCCCCUUAUAUAGACAUUCUCAUAUGAACAACCCCUAUAAACAUGAUUUUUUUUUGUGUUGGUCUUGUGUACUGAGGUGAAUAUGAUAUUUGUGAUGUUACUCUGAGUGUGUAUCCACACCGGGCAAGCUUGAAAAAUAUGCCUGGCCACAGUGGGAAUCGAACCUACGACCUUUGGAAUACUAGCCCAAUGCUCUGCCAACUGAGCUACGCAGUCAGGUCGGUUCGAGUAUGUGAUAUUUCGGAACUGAGUCUAGUUCCGUCAACAUCAAUGUAAUCUAAUCAUGAUUUUUUUGUGUCGGUGUUGUGUACUCAGGUGAAUAUGACAUUUGUGAUGUUACUCGGAGUGUAUAUCCAGACCAGGGAAGCUUGAAAAAAUGCCUCGCCACGGUGGGAAUCGAACCUACUAGCCCAAUGUUUUGCCAACUGAGCUUACGCGGUCAGGUCGGUUCGAGUAUGUGAUAUUUCAGAACUGAGUCCAGUUCCUUCAACAUCAAUGUAAUCUAAUAAUCAUGAUUUUUUUGGGCUAGUAUUCGAAAGGUCGUAGGUUCGAUUCUCACUGUAGCCAGGCAUAUUUUUCAAGCAUGCCCAGUGUGGAUACACACUCAGAGUAACAUCACAAAUACCGGUAUCAUAUUCACCUGAGUACACAACACCAACACACAAAAAAAUCACGAUUAUUAGAUUACAUUGAUGUCGAAGGAAGUAGAGUCAGUUCCGAAAUAUCACAUACUCGAACCAAUCUGACCACGUAGCUCAGUUGGCAGAGCAUUGGGCUAGUAAUUUCCAAAGGUCGUGGGUUCGAUUCCCACCCUUGCCAGGCAUAUUUUUGCCCAGUGUGGAUACACACUCAGAGUAACAUCAUAAAUAUCAACCCCUAUAAAUUUUAAUGUAAAAUUAUAAGAUUGAUACCGGCAAUUAAACACUAUGAACUAUCGAGUUUAUACUUGAAUCAGCAUAUAUCAAUGGUCGACACAAAAUCAGAUUUGAUUUAAACAGGAAUACUGCACACUAUUUGGUGUCGUUUUACAUAUUUUGAAUACAUGUGCAUAUACAGGCCUACAGCAUGCUCGAAUAUCGUCUUGAAUAUAUGCAAGUUAAAACCGCAUGUUGUUUGUAUAAUGGGUCAUUCCAUUUAUUAUCCGCACCCCCCCUAUGGAUGAGCUCUGGUAAAAAUGUUACCUGUAGGAAUCGGAUUUCAGAGAAGUACCCUGUUGGAAUCGACAGUAUCAAUCUAAACCCUAGGAAUGCUGCUAAUUGCCAAUAUCUCACUGGUAGGAAUCUGCUAAUUGCCAAUAUCUCACCGGUAGGAAUCUGCUAAUUCCCAAUGUCAGACCGGGGGGGGGAGGGUGAGAAUAAUAAAUGAAAUUAUUAUGAUUCUCAUAAUAAAUAUUUGGCAAUAUAGUAUGCUACACCUUGACGGCAAUAUCUGACCGGUAGGAAUCGGGCCGAAGGAAUCUGCUAAUUCCCAAUAUCUGACCAGUAGGAAUCCCCUAAGUCCUAAUAUCUGACCGGUAGGAAUCCGCUCAUCCAUAGGGGGGGUGCGGAUAAUAAAUGGAAUGACCCAAUUGAGAUUUUAGCAUUAACUGACAAUAAUCGGUAUUUAUUACCCGGCCAUUUUUGUGUUUCGUUGAGAAAAUAUGUACGAGCAAUGAGAAUUGCCGAGUCGAGACUUGAGAUGUUAGAUGUAUAACCAACGACGGGAAAUCGACUGGUUAUUGCAAAACACUAGGCUUUCUAAUACACAAAAUAUGAACAAAAAACAUUACCUUGCCGUAUCUGACCACAUUCAAUGCCUUCAGAAGUAAUUUGGCCAACCAAAGAUGCGUUUAGGUGUCCAAAAUUAACAUUUUCAACGACCAUAAUUUACACAAUAUUAAGCUCUUUGUUCCAAAGUCACACCGCCGAAGGAUCAAAGUUCAAAUUGCUGCGCCCAGAGUCCUCUUAUUCCGUGCUACGUCAUGUAAUGUACACUAUAGUGGUCGAUACUAUAUGACAAUGAAAGAGAGUUGGAGCAAGUCUAGAGUCCUCUAAGCUCUGCCUUAUCCGCUAGCGAGAUAACUAUUAAGGUUUUACUUUUUAUGAAAAUGCUGAGAUCCAUGUGAUUGCGAUUCAUACUACAAUAUGGAGUCUGAAUAACAACAGAGACACCUGAUCAGUUGAAAUUAUUGCAUGUGUGUAUAAAAAAUUUGAUAUAGAAACUAUAACGAUUAAAAAUCGUAAUAUGCAUGUGCAUGCAUGGUGCAAUUUAAUAAUUUAAUUCAAGAAUAUUGCAAAAACAACUUCCUUAUUUUGAGAAAGAUAAUCUUACAUUGAGGAAAUUAAUCAUUCCAUCAAUCAAGAAACGGUUAAUUAAUGUAUCAGUAUAUUUUCAAGAGAAAACGUCUUAUGAGUUAUGUUGAAAAACGAGGUUCGUUUUAAUAAAGCAUUCAUGCAGUUAGAGGAAAUAACUUAUCAUUUUAAGAAAACAGUUAUAUGUGGAAUUAACUAUAUUAUAUACGAAGUACUUUUUCUUCAGAAAUAAUUUUCUUAUUUUAAGAAAACCGGAUUAUCUUAAAUCAAGAAAUAUAUUUUUAAGAAAUAAUAUUCUCAUUUUAAGAAAACAGUUAUCUUAAAUCAAGAAGUAAUUUCUCUUGAGAAAUAAUUUUCUCAUUUUAGGAAAACAGUUUUCUUAAAUUAAGAAUAAUUUUUUUCUUAAGAAAUGAUUUUCUCAUUUUAAGAAAACAUUUUCUUAAAUUAAGAAAAUAAUUUUUCUUAAGAAAUAAGUUUCUCAUUUUAAGAAAAUAUUUUCUUAAAUAAAGAAAAUAAUUUUUCUUAAGAAAUUGAUUUUUUGCUGUGUAAUUGUACGAGCAACAUCGCAUGAUUACUUGUUUAUUAUUAGCAUGACAAAAUUGGAUACUUCUCAAUGUCAACAUCAUAUUCUCUCGCCAAAGCCCAGUCCUGCAAGACUUUGAACCAAAAUUUGGUGCUUUUGUUCGUAUUUAGUUCUUUUGUUAAAGCAAAAUUUGGUGCUUUUGUUCGUAUUCUCUAGGGCAAUUUCAUUUCACAUUUUUGUUUAAAAUACCUUUCCGCCAUUUUGUUUGUUUUGGGAAAAUCAUUAAUUGUACUGCAGUACAAUUAAUGAAAUAAUUGUACUCCUCUUAACCAAUCAUCAUCCAGUAAUUUUGUCAUGCUAAUAAUAAAGAAUGGAAUAAUGAUGAUUAUUAUAUACUCAGUCUGAUAAUUAUCGGUAUCUUGAAGCCGUCGCGUUAUUUCAGCUGCUGACGCCAACAGCGUGCAAUAAUACUUUUUUUUGGAUCUGUAUAUUAAUUUUAAAGGUUAGGGUCUGUAUAUUAAUUCCUAUCAGCAAAUGACAACAGUAGUUAAAUGAAUGAAAUGUAUCUCUCCCUUAAAGGACUAGUAUUGCAGGCUUUUGUUUUUAUCUUACCCAAAAUCAACAUGGUAAAAAUACCAUUUCCAAUAAGAAUUAGAUAAAAGAAGAAAGGAUUCUCAAAGGACACAUGGUUCAAAUAUAUACUGUAUACGACGGAUUACAAAAAUGUUUCCAGAUCUAUGGAUCUACUCUGCCCAUCAAAUGGUCGCCAGCGGUACAUCGCUCCACAACAAGCAUCUAUUUGGGAAUCAAGGCAAUUUGUAGUGUUUUCCUAGUACGCGACUGUUGACGUUUAAACUUUAAAGUAACACUGUAAGAAUUAAGAAGUCUGUAUUCUGCGGGGAGAUUAUGCAACUCGAGAAUGGUUAUAUUUUUUCAUUAUAUAGAGGAUGGCGGAGGUGAUGAGGAGCCUGAUGCCGAAACAUCAGAUGAUGAAAAUGAUGAAUCUGAUUUGAAUGAUGAAAUGAGCACUGAAUUUUCCAACAUGUUGGCGGUCGUAAAAAAUUCAGGUAUUUGAACUUUUGACUUCUUAAUUGUGUUAAGGAUUGUUAAGUAUGUGUCUGUUGAAAGUUUGUACUUUUGAGUUGGAUUCUAACUUUGUUGUAAAAAAUCACCUUGUCCCACGGACCAAUGCUAUUGAAUCAAAUGAACCUACAGUACAAUUAGAUUGAAUUUAACUGCGUGGCCUAAUAUCCUUACAAUUUACUCUCAUUUUCCUCUAGAACAUGUCGACCAACUGGAAUGGAUCAAAAGUAGAUUAAAUGGAGCUGCCGAUGACAGAGCUGAAGAUGGUAUUAAACCAGUUCAUUAUCUUAAUGUCAGAUUUAUUAAAUAUAUAGGUUUGGCUUACGGACAUUCGAAUUCGGAGUUUAUUCGAUAAGGAUUCAUAAAAACCUUAAAAUUUGAUAUCAGCU